AAUUUCAUUCUAAGCCCGCGUGCGUAACGAGACUUCCGUAGCGCGCUCAUUGGACCUCCGAGAAACAUACGUCAGUGUGUAAAUCGCCCGGGCAGUGCGUUGUUCUGCGGAAAUAUCUCGUAGUUCGCGCCGUCGGACAUCUUCACCGUCACGUUGCAAACGUAUAAUUUUACAGUCGCGCGGUUACUUGAAGAGAAAUAUGAUUCGAGAUGUAAAUCUAUCGUCAUCGCGACGAACUGCAACUGCGAUUACGGCGUCGCUUUCAAGAGAGGAAAGUUAUCAGACAGCGCAAUUUCUGAAAAAAGUGUCUCGAAAAAGACUAUUUAAAAAUUUAAUAUCUCUUCAAGAAGCUCUGGGUUGAACGCGUCGAGCUGUGCAUUCUCUCGAGAGAUAUUCGUAUUAAAAGUCCGAAGCGGAUUACACUCGAUUGCGUCGCGAAAGUGCACGUGUCUGUGCGAAUUUGAAGAAAUACACGAGUCAAAAAUUUUAAGUGGACUCACGGCGCGUCAAUAAAAAAAGAAGAAGAAGAUUGAAAAACCGCUCGCGUACCAUUUGUCAUUUAUGUUGGCAUGUGCGAGUGUAUAUGCGUCGCAAGCAGACGUGCAAUGUGCGUCAUUCUAUAGGGUUCAAUUCGGACGCAAGCGCUGUUGAACAUUAUGAGCGUUAAAUUAUGAGCGUUACGUUCCGAUAUAAAGGAGCUUGCGAGUGUAAGAAGCGUAUUACUGUAGCGAAGCACGCUGCCACGCUGAGAUGAACGUCAUCCUAAUUCCGUUCUUCCUAGCGGCCAACGUGGCCGUCAACGACACGUCGGAAUGGACGUACGGACCGGAGUAUCUGUACAACGUGAACAUGACCUACGUGAUUAAAUCAGACCCGACGGAACCAGUCGGUAACAUGCAGCUGAUAUCCGCGAUGAAGUGUCGGCCAAAGGUGGCGGAGAACAGUCUGCUCUGUAUCCUGCAGAACUCCACGACCAUCAUGUCCCUGGAGAAGGACAACACGAGGACAACGACUCGCGAGAUCAAGACUGAGCAGAUGUUUGAGAUCAAGUUUAACGAGAGAGGCGUGGAGAGUCUGUUGAUCGAGCCGCCGUCCCGCAUGGAGGUUGUCAACUUCAUUCGGAAGAUCGCCAAUCAGCUGAGCGUGGGCACCGACAUGAAGAGGAAGAUUGGCAUGUCGCAGUUCAUGGCCCGCGAGAACACAUCGAUGGGCAAUUGCGCGACCAUGUACAAGAUCACGCGCGAGGAGUUACCUGAAACGCUGGAUACGCUCAAAGUGUGGGAGCACGCCGAUAUCAAAUUGGUGGUGUUGCCGAUGGCGGACGCGAGACCUGGCACGACUCUCACCAUUGAGAAAUCCAGAAUGGGCUGCAUCAAUUCGCCGCGCUACGUAGACUUCACCAUAGGGAUCCUGAAGAUGGGGAGAUUCUUCAGCAAGAUUUACGUCGACGGCGUGAGCGGAUUCGAGACCUACACCGAGUUGGAUGGGAAACUGCGAACGGAAUCCAUAUCGUCCAGAAUAAUCGCGUUCAAGGCCCUGCUGCAGAUGAACCUGGACAGUAUCGUGCCCGCGCAAGAUCCACUCCCGUCCAUCUCCUAUGGAGAAUUGAUCGAUCUAAACCUAAACAACGAUAUACCGAGCAACAUAAUAGAUUAGACGCGAGAGAGAGAGAGAGAGAGAGAGAGAGAAACGUGCACUCUACUUGCCACACUUGUAGAUAAACUGUAGAACUGUAUCCAUUAAAAAAAAGAACUGUAAAGGAACAUUAAUAAAAAGCAUCUAAUAAAAAAAA
This is a messenger RNA of Odontomachus brunneus, 1792 nucleotides long. RefSeq lists its product as uncharacterized. Gene Ontology annotation, molecular function: lipid carrier activity. The transcript is spliced from 4 exons. The coding region runs from base 751 to 1656 and encodes 301 amino acids. NCBI's taxonomy places the organism in Eukaryota, Metazoa, Arthropoda, Insecta, Hymenoptera, Formicidae. Gene Ontology annotation, biological process: lipid transport. The record is from RefSeq and is a predicted model, not a curated record.